Puma concolor (puma) is the source of this 6789-nucleotide messenger RNA. It is a transcript of the gene COL6A6, whose product is annotated as collagen type VI alpha 6 chain. The record is from RefSeq and is a predicted model, not a curated record. Lineage: Eukaryota; Metazoa; Chordata; Mammalia; Carnivora; Felidae.
AUGCUGCUGAUCUUGUUCCUUAUAGUAAUUUGUUCCCAUGUCUCUAUGAACAAAGAUCCUGGCCCUGAGUAUGCAGAUGUCGUGUUUCUGGUGGACAGCUCUGAUCACCUGGGAACUAAGUCCUUCCCUCUUGUGAAAAUGUUCAUCACCAAGAUGAUCACCAGUCUCCCCAUCGAGGCCCACAAGUACCGCGUGGCCCUGGCUCAGUACAGCGACCGGCUCCACAGUGAGUUCCAGCUGAGCACCUUCAAGAGCAGGAACCCCAUGCUGAACCACCUCAAGAAGAACUUCGCCUUCAUCGGAGGCUCCCUGCGGAUAGGAAACGCUCUCCGGGGGGCCCACAGGACCUUCUUCUCCGGAGCGGCUGGCGGGAGGGACAAGAAGCAGUUCCCUCCGAUUCUGGUGGUCCUGGCUUCGGCGGCGUCCGAGGACGACGACGUGGAAGAGGCCUCCAAGGCCCUGCGGGAAGACGGGGUGAGAAUCAUCUCCGUGGGGCUGCAGGAAGCUUCUGAGGAGGAGCUGAAGGCCAUGGCCACGGCUCAGUUUCACUUCAGCCUUCGGUCGGUCAGGGACCUGGGCGCGUUUUCCCAAAACAUGACGCAGAUCAUCAAGGAAGCGACCCAGUACAGGGAUGGAGCGGCAGAUGACAUUCUUGUGGAAGUUUGCCAAGGCCCAUCUGUGGCUGAUGUGGUGUUCCUGUUGGAUGUGUCCAUCAAUGGCAGCCAGGACAACUUUGACUAUCUUAAGGAAUUCCUGGAAGAAAGCAUAUCUGCUCUUGACAUAAAGGAGAACUGCAUGAGGGUUGGCCUUGUGGCCUACAGCAAUGAGACAAAGGUGAUAAAUUCCCUCAGCAGGGGUGUAAAUAAGUCGGAGGUUCUCCAGAAUAUACAGAACCUCUCUCCCCAGGCUGGGAAGGCCUACACAGGAGCUGCCAUCAGAAAGAUCAGGAAGGAAGUGUUCAGUGCACGCAAUGGCAGUCGGAAGAAUCAGGGGGUGCCCCAGAUUGCCGUGCUGGUGACCCACAGACCAUCAGAGGAUAACGUGACCAAGGCGGCCGUUAACCUCCGGCGCGAGGGCGUGACCAUCUUCACCAUGGGCAUAGAGGGGGCCAGCGACAGCCAGCUGGAGAAGAUCGCCUCUCACCCCGCUGAGCAGCAUGUGUCCAAACUGAAAACCUUCUCUGACCUGGCCGCUCACAACCAGACAUUUCUGAAGAAGCUGCGGAACCAGAUAACGCACACGGUUUCUGUCUUCUCAGAACGGACUGAAACGCUCAAAUCUGGUUGUGUGGACACUGAAGAAGCAGACAUUUAUCUGCUCAUUGAUGGCUCUGGAAGCACCCAGGCCACCGACUUCCAUGAAAUGAAGACCUUCCUGUCAGAGGUCGUAGGGAUGUUCAACAUCGCUCCCCAAAAAGUGCGGGUUGGGGCCGUUCAGUAUGCUGACAACUGGGACUUGGAAUUUGAGAUCAAUAAAUACACUAACAAGCAUGACUUGGGAAAGGCCAUUGAGAACAUCCGGCAGAUGGGUGGGAAUACAAACACGGGUGCAGCCCUGAAUUUCACGCUAGGGCUAUUGCAAAAAGCAAAGAAGCAGCGAGGAAACAGAGUGCCGUGUCAUCUUGUUGUCCUGACGAAUGGCAUGUCCAAGGAUAGCAUCUUGGAGCCUGCAAACAGACUGAGAGAAGAGCUCAUUCGUGUUUAUGCCAUUGGGGUCAAGGAGGCCAACCAAACACAGCUGCGAGAAAUUGCAGGCGAGGAAAAGAGGGUAUACUACGUGCAUGACUUCGACGCUUUGAAAGACAUAAGAAACCAAGUUGUUCAGGAAAUCUGUGCUGAAGAAGCCUGCAAAGAGAUGAAAGCAGACAUCAUGUUUCUGGUGGACAGUUCUGGCAGUAUAGGACUUGAAAACUUCAGCAAAAUGAAAACAUUUAUGAAAAACCUGGUGAGCAAAUCUCAGAUUGGGGCAGAUCGGGUGCAGAUCGGUGUAGUCCAGUUCAGCGACAUCAAUAAGGAGGAAUUUCCGCUUGAUAGAUACAUGUCCCAGCAUGAAAUUUCAGAUGCAAUAGACCGGAUGGCUCACAUUGGAGAAACCACCUUGACGGGUGGUGCCCUGACCUUUAUGUCUCAGUACUUCAGCCCUGCCAAGGGGGCCCGGCCCAACGUCAGGAGGUUUCUCAUCCUCAUCACUGAUGGUGAAGCUCAGGACAUAGUCAAGGAGCCAGCAGUAGCUCUUCGACAAGAAGGCAUAAUCAUCUACUCAGUGGGGGUGUUUGGCUCCAAUGUCACCCAGCUUGAGGAGAUCAGCGGGAGGCCAGAGAUGGUGUUUUAUGUUGAGAAUUUUGAUAUUCUGCAGCACAUUGAAGAUGAUCUUGUUUUUGGAAUAUGCAGCCCCCGUGAAGAAUGCAAGCGAAUUGAAGUUCUGGAUGUUGUGUUUGUAAUUGAUAGCUCUGGAAGCAUUGACUAUGACGAAUAUAAUAUCAUGAAAGACUUUAUGAUUGACUUGGUGAAAAAAGCUGAUGUUGGCAAAAAUCAGGUCCGGUUUGGGGCUCUGAAGUAUGCUGAUGACCCAGAGGUACUGUUUUAUCUGGAUAACCUCAGCACAAAAUGGGAGGUGAUUUCGGUGCUCCAGAAUGACCAGCCCAUGGGGGGCAAUACUUACACCGCUGAGGCACUAGGCUUUUCAGACCAUAUGUUCACUGAAGCCCGGGGCAGCCGCCUGCACAAAGGGGUCCCCCAAGUCCUCAUUGUGAUCACCGAUGGGGAAUCCCACGAUGCAGAUAAGCUCAAUGCCACAGCCAAGGCCUUGAGGGACAAAGGCAUUCUUGUUCUGGCUGUGGGGAUCGCUGGUGCCAAUCCUGUAGAACUGCUAGCUAUGGCAGGAUCAAGUGACAAGUACUUCUUCGUGGAGACUUUUGGAGGCCUGAAGGGGAUAUUUUCAGAUGUGUCAGCCAGUGUAUGUAACACUUCGAAAGUAGAUUGUGAAAUUGAAAAAGUAGAUCUUGUUUUCCUCAUGGAUGGCUCAAAUAGCAUUCACCCAGAUGACUUCAGGAAGAUGAAGGAAUUCUUGGCAUCUGUUGUUCAAGACUUUGAUGUCAGUGUCAACAGAGUACGCAUAGGAGCUGCCCAGUUUAGCCAUACCUAUCGGCCGGAAUUUCCACUAGGAACUUUCAUAGGCAAAACCGAGAUAUCGCUUAAGAUUGAAAACAUCCAACAGAUCUUUGGAUACACACACAUCGGUGCCGCACUCCGGCAGGUGGGGCAUUACUUCCGGCCAGACAUGGGCAGCCGGAUAAAUGCAGGUACCCCACAAGUGUUGCUGGUCCUCACAGAUGGCCAGUCCCAAGAUGAGGUGGCUCAGGCUGCUGAAGACCUGCGACACAAAGGUAUUGACAUUUACUCUGUGGGCAUUGGGGAUGUGGAUGACCAACAGCUCAUUCAGAUCACUGGGACUGCAGAUAAAAAACUGACAGUUCAUAACUUUGACGAACUGACAAAGGUCAAGAAAAGGAUAGUUCGCAACAUCUGUACCUCGGGGGGUGAGAGCAAUUGUUUUGUGGAUGUUGUGGUCGGAUUUGACAUCUCAACUCAUGAGAAUGGGCAGACUUUGCUCGAAGGUCAGCCUUGGAUACAAACCUACCUUCAAGACCUCUUACAUGCCAUCAGCUCCCUCAAUGGGGUAAGCUGUGAGGUGGGCACAGAGACUCAGGUUAGUGUGGCUUUUCAAGUGACCAAUGCCAUGGAAAAAUAUUCCCCCAAGUUUGAGAUCUAUAGUGAAAACAUACUGAACAGCUUGAAGGAUAUAACAGUUAAAGGACCAUCUCUUCUCAACACAAACCUCUUGAAUUCUCUGUGGGAUGCAUUUCAGAAUAAAUCAGCUGCUCGAGGAAAGGUGGUUCUCUUAUUUUCAGAUGGAUUGGAUGAUGACAUUGAAAAGCUGGAACAAAAAUCUGAUGAACUGAGAAAAGAAGGCCUGAAUGCCCUCAUAACUGUUGCUCUGGAUGGAGCCAGCGACUCAAGUGACCUGGCUGAUCUUCUCUACAUUGAAUUCGGAAAAGGGUUUGAGUAUAGGACCCAGCUCACUAUUGGAAUGAGGGACCUUGGGAGCCGACUGUCAAAGCAACUGGUCAAUGUUGCUGAGAGGACAUGCUGCUGUUUAUUCUGCAAGUGCAUUGGAGGGGAUGGCACAAUGGGAGAUCCUGGACCACCGGGCAAAAAGGGAUCCCCAGGUUUUAAAGGCAGUGAGGGCUACCUGGGAGAGGAAGGCAUUGCUGGAGAAAGAGGAGCCAGUGGACCAGUCGGGGAGCAAGGUACUAAGGGAUGCUAUGGCGCCAAAGGUCCGAAGGGAAACAGGGGACUAAAUGGACAGGAGGGAGAAGCCGGGGAAAGUGGAAUUGGUGGAUUAAAUGGAGAACAGGGUGAAAGUGGUCUUCCUGGAGAAAAAGGAGAAAAGGGUGAUGAAGGAUCCCAGGGAAGCCCGGGACAGCGAGGGGUUUCUGGUGACCGAGGCGCAAAGGGCCAGCGAGGAGACCCUGGAGUUCCUGGAUUUGACAGCACAAUAGAAGGACCCAAGGGCUUGAAAGGAGAACGUGGAAGACAAGGUAGAAGAGGCUGGCCAGGCCCCCCUGGAACACCAGGCUCCAGAAGAAAGACAGCAGCUCAUGGCCGAAGGGGACAUACAGGCCCACAGGGGAAAACAGGCAUCCCAGGCCCAGAUGGACUUGAAGGCUCAUGGGGACUUAAGGGCCCUCAGGGUCCCAGAGGAGAGACUGGUAUGAAAGGAGAAAAAGGAGGUCUGGGAAUUAAAGGUCCUCAGGGGCCUCCAGGACCAGGAGGAGAAGCAGGGAGUCCAGGCCAUUUGGGAAGCCAAGGAAAUAAAGGAGAACCUGGAGAUUUGGGAGAAAGAGGACCUAUUGGCCUCCCCGGUCCUCGAGGCUUGCCGGGCGAUGAUGGCCCUCCAGGUUAUGGCAGCAUUGGAAGGAAAGGAGCAAAGGGGCAAGAAGGAUUUCCUGGAGAAAGUGGACCUAAGGGUGAGACUGGGGACCGUGGUGGUCCAGGAGAAACUGGACCCAAAGGAGCCAGAGGCAAAACGAUAUCCGCUGGGCUUCCAGGAGAGAUGGGAUCCCCUGGGGAGCCAGGACCUCCUGGACGCAAGGGUGUGAAAGGGGCCAGAGGAUUGGCUUCAUUUUCCACGUGUGAGCUCAUUCAGUAUGUACGGGACCACAGCCCUGGCGGCCAUGGAAAACCAGAAUGCCCCGUGCAUCCCACCGAAUUAGUGUUUGCCUUGGACCAGUCCCGGGAUGUCACCAGGCAGGAGUUUGAGCGCAUGAAGGAGCUGAUGUCAUACCUGGUGAGGGGCGUCAGGGUCCGGGAGAACAGCUGCCCGGUGGGCGCGCGCAUCGCCGUCCUCACCUACAGCUCCCACGCCCGGCACCUCAUCCGCUUCUCAGACGCCUACAAGAAGAGCCAGCUCCUCAGAAAGAUUGAAGCUAUUCCUUACGAGAGGUCCUCAGACAGCAGGGAGAUCGGCAAAGCGAUGAGGUUUAUCUCCAGGAAUGUCUUCAAGCGAACGCUGCCAGGGGCGCACACCCGAAGGAUCGCCACCUUCUUCAGCAGCGGUCAGUCUACUGAUGCCCAGACCAUUGCCGCGGCCACUAUGGAGUUCGGUGCCCUUGACAUCAUUCCGGUCGUGAUCGCUUUCAGCAACGUGCCCUCCAUCAAGCGUGCAUUUGCGAUUGAUGACACUGGCACAUUCCAAGUAAUAAUGGUUCCAUCCGGGACCGACUACACGCCAACGUUAGAGAGACUCCAGCGGUGCACUUUCUGCUAUGAUAUAUGCAAGCCAGAUGCUUUUUGCGAUCAAGCCAGACCACCCCCUGUGCAGUCGUACGUGGAUGCUGCUUUCCUUCUGGACAGCUCCCGCCAUGUGGGAAGUGCUGAAUUUGAAGACAUAAGACACUUUUUGGGAGCACUGUUAGAUCACUUUGAGAUCACCUCCGAGCCUGAGACCUCUGUCACUGGAGACCGGGUGGCCCUAUUAAGCCAUGCUCCCCCCAACUUCCUCCCCAACACUCAGAAGAGUCCUGUUAGAACAGAGUUCAACCUUACCACCUACAACAGUAAACGCCUCAUGAAGAGGCACUUGGAAGAAUCAGUUCAACAACUAAACGGAGACGCUUUCAUUGGUCAUGCCUUACAGUGGACCCUGGAUAAUAUCUUUUUAAAUACACCCAAUAUGAGAAGAAACAAAGUCAUAUUUGUGAUAUCUGCUGGGGAAACCAGUCACUUGGACAGGGAAACCUUAAAGAAAGAAUCCUUGAGAGCCAAAUGUCAAGGUUAUGCCCUAUUUGUGUUUUCCCUUGGCCCCGCUUGGAAUGACAAGGAACUGGAAGAUUUAGCCAGCUAUCCUUUGGAUCACCACUUGGUCCAGCUUGGCCGAAUUCAUAAACCUGACCACAGAUACAGUGUGAAGUUUGUGAGAUCCUUUGUAAACUCAAUCAGGCGUGCAAUCAACAAAUAUCCACCAAUAAACUUCAAAAUGAAGUGCAAUAGAUUCAGCUCUACAGAUCUGAAGCAGCCCCCACAGCAGUUGCAAAGCUUUGUUUUUGGACCACAUAAAGCUGCUCUCAGGGAUGCAUUGCAGAGAGCCAGAUUCUUUCAAGACAAAAAAUACCUUUCAAGAGUAGCAAGAGGCAGCAGAGACGAUACUGUUCAGAAUCUUAUCAGAAACACACCCCAUACCUUUAAAAAUGGAAGAAAGGUGAUAAAAACUGCUCCAAGACAACAAUGA